This is a messenger RNA of Candidula unifasciata, 1618 nucleotides long. The record is from the annotation of a GenBank genome assembly. NCBI's taxonomy places the organism in Eukaryota, Metazoa, Mollusca, Gastropoda, Stylommatophora, Geomitridae.
AUGGAGCGACGUAGAAGGCACACAGAUUCACUUAGUGAUGACGAUGAUGACAGAGGCAGAAAGCGUCGACGGAUCGCACCAGAUGGAGUCGACAUCCAGGACAGGCUGGAGUCUCUCAUCACAAGAGUUGGAGAAAAGAGCACCUCUUCCCUGGAGAGCAACCUGGAAGGUCUGGCCAGUGUUUUGGAAGCUGAUCUGCCAAAUUACAAACAUCAGAUCAUGAAGAUUUUAUGUGACUGCGUUGUCAGUUUUCCUGAAAAGCUGACUGUGUACACUACCUUGGUGGGGCUGUUGAAUGCCAAGAAUUACCAUUGUGGAGGGGAGUUUGUGGAAAUGCUGGUUAGAAAUUUGAAGGACGCGCUGAAAACUGGUGAAUUUGACAAUGCAAGAAUCAUGGUUCGAUUCUUGUCAGACCUGGUUAAUUGCCACGUGCUGGUUGCAGCAUCUCUACUUCAGAUGUUUGAUAACUUUGUGGAGGUGACUCUGGAAGACAACAUCCCCCAGGUGCGCUCGGAUGUUUAUGUGUAUCUAGUAUUGUCUUCCCUGCCUUGGGUGGGUAAGGAGCUGUUUGAGAAGAAGGAGAAUGAACUCAACACCAUGCUGGUUACAAUUGAGAACUAUUUAAGCAAACGACAGAAAGUCCACCUGGCUGCUCUGAGAGUCUGGUCUGGUGAUGGUCCUCACCCACAAGAGGAGUACCUGGACUGCUUGUGGGCACAGAUCAAAAACCUCCGCAGCAACAAGUGGACAGAGAAGCAGAUUCUGAGGCCGUAUUUAGCUUUUGACGGUGUUCUAUGUGACGCUUUGCAGCACACACUGCCUCAGAUUAUCCCACCAUCCCACAACAAGUCCAGUGUCUACCCUCUGCCUCGUGUGAUAUUUCGGCUGUUUGACUACACUGACGUACCUCAGGGAACCAUUCUGCCAGGAAGCCACGCUAUUGAGCGAUAUCUCAUUGAGGAGCAGAUCAACAGAAUUAUCGACUCCAACUAUAUCGAGAGAAAAGAGUGCGCUGCUGCCUUGCUGGGUUACCCUGCCAAGAACAAGAUUCCACUCAACUACAUGAUUGUGGAGGUGAUGUUUGGACAGAUGUUCCAGUUGCCUAGAGCUCCAUACAUAGAUCUGUUCUAUGGGUCAACUUUUAUAGAGUUGUGUAAGAUCCAGCCAACGUCAAUGCCUGAAGUGCUAGCUCAAGCUUCAGAAAUGUUGUGGGAUAGACUCGACGUCAUGCACGCUAUUUGUAUAGAAAAGUUUGUCCUGUGGUUCUCCUACCAUCUGAGCAACUUCCAGUACAAGUGGAGCUGGGACGAUUGGGCUGAGUGUGUCACCAUGGACCCGAAUGCCCCCAAGUCCAAGUUUGUACGUGAGGUCCUGCUCAAGUGUUUGCGGUUCUCCUAUCAUCAGAGAGUUGUAGAGUCCGUGCCAGAAUCAUAUGCUCCACUGUUACCUCCUGAACCCAAACCAAUCUACAGAUACGACCAGGAAGGGGCAGGUUCACUGCCAGGCACCAUGCAUGCCCAUAAAUUGAUCAGUGCCAUCAAGAACAAGUGUACCCCCGAGGAAGCUGCCAUGUUGCUCAAAGACCUUCCAAAUGUUUACCCAAAUGGGCAGGAAAAUG